GUUGCCCCUCCCCUCCCCGUUCUAUCUAUUUCCGGGUCAGGCCGGCUUUGCCCCGUCCCCGAGGGGUGAUGUAACCUUGUCAGUCCCGAGGUGAAGAGCGGCGGUUGCCGAGGCCCGGGAUUGGAUUUCUCUGUUUUGGGGAUUUGUCAAAGAUGAACUCAGAUGAUUGCAUGUCUUGGAGUGGAAUUAACUUAUCUCCUCACCUGCACAGUGAAGAAUGCAACCUAGUUAUCAGUCUGCUGAAAGAAUGUCAUAAAGAGCACAGCGUUUUGAAAUUUUUUGGCCACUGCAAUGAUCUUGACCGAGAGAUGCGGAAGUGCUUAAAGAAGGAGUAUCAAGAAAACAGAGCCAAGAGCCGGGCACAUGCUGAAGAAGUGCGGCAGAGGCUCAUUAAUGCUUCAAAACAGUCUGAGAUCUGAGCUGUAUUGCAGCUGGACAGCUAUACAUCAUGUGGACAGAUGGCUAAAAACUAAAGAAACAUGCCAUUUUGUUCUUGGAUAUAAAAAGCAAUGGACUCAAUUGCUAAUGUUUGUAAUAAAAAAUGGCUGAAGUUUAUGCUUAUUGCUGAUAAGAUAUUUUGGCAAGAGAUUUAGCGGACUAUAUCUGAUGUUUCUAGGAUUACCAUAGUAUAAAUAAUAUUUACAUUUGAGGGAAAGCAGGGUUAAAUGAAAUUAAUAAACAUAGUCUGUUGUUGGACGCUUAAAACAAGAUGAGUUAUGAGCUGGGACUUUUAAGUAAAAUAAACUUGCUACACAAUCUUAUUUAAUCUUUUUAAUGUUGUUCAGUUACAGUGUAUGUCUCAAGUGAUUGUUCUCUAUCUUUAAAAAAUAUCAGCUUGAAAAAGUCAAAAGACAAACCAAUCUUCCUGUAAGCAAACUGUUGUUUUAUUCUUUAAUCAGAACCAAUGCAGUGUUGUGCCUAUGUGGGCAUGUCCAUUUGGAUAGCAAACUUGUAUACAGGCAGUCCCUGGGUUACGUACAAGAUAGGGACUGUAGGUUUGUUCUUAAGUUGAAUUUGUAUG
Messenger RNA from Pelodiscus sinensis (Chinese soft-shelled turtle), 1021 nucleotides. It is a transcript of the gene CMC2, whose product is annotated as C-X9-C motif containing 2. Gene Ontology annotation, cellular component: mitochondrion. The record is from RefSeq and is a predicted model, not a curated record. NCBI's taxonomy places the organism in Eukaryota, Metazoa, Chordata, Testudines, Trionychidae.